GAUACAUUUGAGAGGGAACAGUCACUUCGCAAGUAUUUUGGUUGGCAAAGGUUAAAGGUAGCUGUGCUCUGAUUUCAAAUCAUUUACAUUUGUGGCAUUUAUACGAUAACUUUGGUUGUUGACCUCGCUUACUUUAAAUUGCUGAAAAAAAUAAUUAAAGACAAGUUAGAAUCAACAGCAUGAAGUUGGUGAUAUUCAAAUUCUAAUACUUGAACGUUAGCAUGUUAGCUGGCUAAGCUAAAUAGCGUAACUCUGUUCUAGCUAUCAGCCUAAACUGAUGCAUUAACGUUAGCUAGCUCGCAGCUCUACCUUGCUCGGUCCCACCGGAAAAGAGGGACAGUGAAGUAGAUUUUUGAAUCUAAAAGUUACCCAAGAUGAACAAAACAAACUAAUAUUUAUUUGGCUUGUUUUGGCGCAUUGAUAUAAUGGGUUUUUGUCGAACGAAUUAUCAACCACGCUUAGUUGAGUGUUUCAUGUGAACGCUGAAGCUUGUUUCGCUAUUUUAAUGGGAGGCGGACUGCGUUGGAGUGCAUCUAGUGGGCAGGACUUGCGAAGAAGGCGGAGGUGCCGGCGACCUGCUGGGCUUGGAUGGAGUCGCUUGCCGGGUACGUCUACAAAGCGGCCGCUGAGGGUCGAGUCCUUACGCUAGCUGCCCUGCUUCUCAAUCACUCCGAGGCCGAGACACGAUAUUUACUUAGUUACGUGACCCACCUCGCCGGUCAAAGGUCAACCCCGCUCAUAAUCGCAGCUCGAAACGGACAUGACAAAGUUGUGAGGUUGCUGCUGGAUCACUACAGGGUGGAUACUGAACAGACUGGUACAGUCAGAUUUGACGGGUAUGUCAUCGACGGGGCCACCGCAUUGUGGUGUGCAGCUGGUGCUGGGCACUUUGAGGUUGUCCGCCAGCUAGUGUGUCACAAGGCCAACGUCAACCACACCACUGUCACUAACUCCACACCCCUGAGGGCGGCUUGCUUCGACGGGCGCCUGGACAUCGUGAAGUACCUGGUGGAGCACCAGGCCAACAUCGGUAUCGCCAACAAGUACGACAACACAUGCCUGAUGAUUGCCGCCUACAAGGGCCACACCGACGUGGUGGGCUUCCUGCUGGAGCGCGGCGCCGAUCCGAACGCCAAGGCCCACUGCGGGGCCACCGCCCUGCACUUUGCCGCUGAGGCUGGCCACCUGGACAUUGUCAAGGAGCUGGUGCGCUGCCAGGCGGCCAUGGUGGUCAACGGCCACGGUAUGACACCCCUCAAGGUGGCGGCAGAGAGCUGCAAGGCCGAUGUGGUGGAGCUGCUGCUGUUGCACGCCGACUGUGACCCGCGCAGCCGCAUCGAGGCCCUGGAGCUGCUGGGCGCGUCGUUCGCCAACGACCGGGAGAACUACGACAUCCUCAAGACUUACCACUACCUGUACCUGGCCAUGCUGGAGCGCUACCGAGACCCCGGCGCCGUCAUCACCAAGGAGCACACGCCGCCCGUUGAGGCCUACGGCGGCCGGAGCGAGUGCCGCAGCCCGCGUGAGCUGGAGGCCAUCCGGGGGGACCGCGACGCGUUGCACAUGGAGGGCCUGAUGGCUCGCGAGCGCAUCCUGGGCUCAGACAACAUCGACGUGUCGCACCCCAUCAUCUACCGCGGCGCGGUGUACGCAGACAACAUGGAGUUCGACCGGUGCAUACGGCUGUGGCUGCACGCACUGCGCCUUCGCCAGAAGGGCAACCGGAACACGCACAAGGACCUGCUGCGCUUCGCCCAGGUCUUCUCCCAGAUGGUGCACCUGAAGGAGCCGGUGGGGGCCGAGCCGGUGGAGCAGGUGCUGCGCUGCAGCGUGCUGGAGAUCCAGCGGAGCAUGGCCAGGGUGGAGACUGCGCCCGAGGCCGAGCUGCCGGCGGCCCUGGACAACUAUGAGUCCAACGUGUUUACGUUCCUCUACCUGGCGUGCAUCAGCACCAAGACGACCUGCGGCGACGAGGAGCGUGCCCGUGUCAACAAGCAGAUCUACAACCUGAUCCGGCUGGACCCGCGCUCCCGGGACGGCUCGUCCCUGCUGCACCUGGCCACCAGCUCCAGCACGCCAGUGGACGACUUCCACACCAACGAUGUGUGCAGCUUCCCGAAUGCGCAGGUUGCCAAGCUGCUGCUGGAGUGUGGCGCGCAGGCCAACGCGGUGGACAACGAGGGCAACAGCCCGCUGCACGUCAUCGUGCAGUACAACCGGCCCAUCAGCGACUUCCUGACGCUGCACGCCAUCAUCAUCAGCCUGGUGGAGGCGGGCGCCCACACGGACAUGACCAACAAGCAGAUGAAGACGCCGCUGGACAAGACCACAACGGGCGUGUCGGAAAUCCUGCUCAAGACCCAGAUGAAGAUGAGCUUGAAGUGCCUGGCGGCGCGAGCCGUGCGCCGGCAUCGAAUCACCUACCGCAACCAGAUCCCCAAAACCCUGGAAGAGUUUGUGGAGUUCCACUGAUCCACCUGACUGGAGGAGGCUUUUUAAAACAAUUCAAAGAAAAAAAAACAAUCACUUGUUCCAGUUUACUUUUCAAAGUUGUUUUCUGAGAAAUUCUAACGGUGCUGGCUGGGGAUGAUUACGGUGAUUAUGAAUAUCUCAAACACUUGUUUUGUUUUCCUCUUAACAACGGUUCCUGUUUUGCCAUGGUAAGUAUGAGUUGCCAGUGCCAGCAGCAGUCCCGUAUACUCCCCCUUGCACAUCACCUGCUGUCAUUUCAGGUGUUCACUGGCAGACUGGGUAAAUUGUCCGCCCGCUUGGCGCUUUCACUUGACCAGAGUGUUCCAAAGAGAAUACUUGGCACAGCCGAGCAUCCACACAUCAGCCACAACAGGAGUGUCUGGCUGCUUGUACUGCAUGGAUCCACGUGUCCCAGACUCCCCGCCUUAUUAAGGUGCUGUGUUGUUUUAACGCUACGUUACAUUGAUUAUGGGGGGUGCGUGCGUGCGUGCGUGCGUUACCGAGUGAAUGAGCACCAGUGAGAUAAAGGCCCUGGAGAAGGUAGUAUUUAAAAUCUAUGUAACAGAGUGUAUCUUAGAACAGCACAUCUUUGGAAAGCAGCCAGUCAAAGUUUGUUAGACCAUGAUUGACUUCCUGUGACUUUUUGUUGGCUCCACUGAUGUCUGUAUUCUGAUGUUGUUUGGCCUUGUGAUUGUCAUUUCUAGUUGCAUUGCCUGAUUGUUUUCCGAUGUUUAAUUCCCAACUGAAGAUGGAUAAUUGAUUCAUAAUAAUGGGAUUCUUCUGUAAAACACACAACUUAGAAAGACAACUGCUGGACCGCACUUUAUACUCAACCGGAGAAACCCCCCCCCCCCCUACACACACACACACACAAUUACCAAUCUUAUAUGUUUAUUUAAGAGGGAAUAUUUGAAGAUAUAUUUUUAAUGAAAAAAGCAACAUCUCCAGAAACGGAUGUAAAAUGAGCUUUCUUUUACACAAAUGAUGACUGGUUGAUGAUGUCUCUGUAACUCGCUGUAACACUGUUGUAUUUUGAUUUAGCCUUUUGGAAUAAGCCGGCCUAGAUAUCUCCUUUCAGCCAACACAUUUGGGUGGUUGGACAUCCUUACUUGCAUUGAUUCAGUGUGAGGAUGUAUUAUCGGCAGCUCUGUGUGUGGAGACUUUUGCUUGAGCAUCGCCACGUUGGGCUUUAAAAUGGAUGCUGCUGGUAAUGACAUUUUGAGCAUGUCUUCCAUCCUCUUGGUCUUGUGUGGGUGUGAGUGUACGCAUGCUGAGAGAAAGAGGGAAGGACCAGAGUGUCCCGUUGAGUUGUGUAGGUCUACAGCCCAUAAUGCACGUAACCAUUUGUCUGUAAUAACCAAUGAUCAUGUCUGUCGCUGGUUCGGGUUUCAGAUGGUCAGAGAUUAAAGCUGAGGACGAAAGGGGAUAUCUGCCCGUUUCAUCCAAGUAAUACUGUGAUAGUGGCGUCAUCAUUCAGUCUGCUUUCUACUAGAAGGGUAUUGCUGAGUCUUUAAACUAUCUAUUGAUUUGAUCAUAUUUGAAGUUAACUGUAUGAUAGUAUGUUUUACUUAUUUUUAUUUUUUUUGUCUCAUGAGUGGAGAAUGUAUAUAACAGGAAUUUCUAUUUUAAUAUUUUGUAUUUGGGCUGAGUAGGGGACUUGUGGAUGCAAUUGAACCCAAAGACAGUUUAACUGUUUCUUUCCUCAUCAGUUUACAUUUGUCUGUUGGAAGGACUUGCACAUUCAUGUGUUGAAGACAUUAAAGAUGUUGCCAUUGUACACUUGCUGCAAAGACUGUGUUCUUAAAGCUCUGUUUCCCAAUAAAUGUAUGACCUCUUGA
Molecule: messenger RNA, 4310 nt
Organism: Esox lucius (northern pike)
Lineage: Eukaryota; Metazoa; Chordata; Actinopteri; Esociformes; Esocidae
Gene: fem1b
Product: fem-1 homolog b
Exons: 2
Coding region: 589-2472 (627 amino acids)
Molecular function (GO): protein binding
Source: RefSeq, a predicted model, not a curated record